GAACGCGCACCUUCAUUUCACUCACAGCUUCUGGAAGGUCUGAAUAGGUUCUUGCUUCAACAGUGAUUGAACGGAACUUCGAUCUCGCUGGAAUUUCGCUUUGAAGAACUCUAAUUUAUUAUUUUUUACCAACCUUUUGAUAAUAAACCGACAAAAAAUCCGCCGAAAUGGAUUCUCAGAUUCGCCAGAACUACGACCGCGACUGCGAGGCUUUGAUCAACAAGAUGGUGAAUCUGGAGCUUUACGCUGGCUACACUUACACUUCCAUGGCUCACUAUUUUAAACGGGAUGAUGUGGCUCUUCCCGGUUUUGCCAAGUUCUUCAAGAAGAACAGCGAGGAGGAGCGCGAGCAUGCCGAGAAAUUCAUGGAGUUCCAGAACAAGAGGGGCGGACGCAUUGUCCUUCAGGACGUAAAGAAACCUGAGCGCGAUGAGUGGGACAAUGGGCUGGUUGCUAUGCAGUGCGCUCUUCAGCUGGAGAAGAACGUCAACCAGGCUCUGCUGGACCUGCAUAAGGCCGCAUCUGAGAAGGGAGACCCUCAUCUGUGUGACUUCCUGGAGACUCACUACCUGAAUGAGCAGGUUGAGGCCAUCAAGAAGCUUGGUGACCACAUCACCAACCUUUCCAAGAUGGAUGCUGGCAAAAACAGGAUGGCGGAGUACUUGUUUGACAAGCACACCCUGGAUGGAGACAGCUAAAUGCAGAACCCUGCUUCCUGCAAAACAUCCAGCUAUACUCUAGGUUUAAAUCAUCAAGCUAAUGUUGUCAUGCAGCACAAAUUUUAGACUUGAAAGAUUGAAAAGUUAACAUUUAGAGGCUACAUGUCCCUGUAUAACAUGCAUGGCACUUUUAAAUAGCCAUCAAGCCAAUGCUUUCUUGAAUGUACACUGGUUUUAAUCUGCUGAAUUUGGUGAAUAAACAUUUUUGGCUGGA
This is a messenger RNA of Ctenopharyngodon idella (grass carp), 933 nucleotides long. It is a transcript of the gene fthl27, whose product is annotated as ferritin, heavy polypeptide-like 27. Gene Ontology annotation, molecular function: ferrous iron binding; ferric iron binding. Gene Ontology annotation, biological process: intracellular iron ion homeostasis; iron ion transport. Lineage: Eukaryota; Metazoa; Chordata; Actinopteri; Cypriniformes; Xenocyprididae. Gene Ontology annotation, cellular component: cytoplasm. The record is from RefSeq and is a predicted model, not a curated record.